Alternaria ventricosa is the source of this 1218-nucleotide messenger RNA. RefSeq lists its product as uncharacterized. The coding region runs from base 1 to 1218 and encodes 405 amino acids. The record is from RefSeq and is a predicted model, not a curated record. NCBI's taxonomy places the organism in Eukaryota, Fungi, Ascomycota, Dothideomycetes, Pleosporales, Pleosporaceae. Gene Ontology annotation, molecular function: peroxidase activity; heme binding. Gene Ontology annotation, biological process: cellular response to oxidative stress; response to reactive oxygen species; hydrogen peroxide catabolic process. The transcript is spliced from 2 exons.
AUGAAAGCCUUCUCUUACUUCAGCUAUGCUCUAUUGGCAUGCAUGCCCCUCACGGAAGCUCACCCAGGGAUGGGCGAUACCAUGGCAGAGAUGCGCCAUCUCGCUGCCCGUGAAAAGCGACAAGCAUCGAAAGAGCUCAUCGGCGACCUGAAGACACUCGCAGACUCCAAGCUCACUGCCAUCGGCAAAGACAUCAAAGCGAUCAUUCUCGACCAGAAGUCUGCGGAGUCUGCUACCAUUGAUAACUCCAUCCCUGCUGGCAACAUCGGCAGUGCCGCCUGCAAAGCCGACAUGUGCUGUCAUUGGAAGUGGCUCGCGUACGAGAUGACGGCCAAGUUCAACGGUACUUCCGGUCGCUGCAGCAAGUUUGCUCGUCAAGCUGUUCGUCUGGGCUUCCAUGACGCAGGCGUAUGGUCUAAGAGCAGCAGUUAUGGCGGUGCAGACGGCAGUAUUCUCCUCAGCGACGAGAUGUCGCGUACAGAUAACAACGGCUUAUCUGCGAUUGCCGACCAAACGAAGAAGUGGUACACCAAAUACAACCAGUACGGAAUGAGCAUGGCGGACAUCAUCCAGUUCGGUGCCAACGUCGCCACUGUUGUAUGUCCACUUGGACCCAGGGUCAGAACAUUCAUUGGGCGUAAGGACAAUAGCAAAGCUGGGCCUACUGGUCUUCUCCCUGGAGAAAAGGACUCUGCGGAUAAGCUCAUCAAGCUUUUCCAAGACAAGACUAUCGAUGCACACGAUCUAGUCGCGUUGGUCGGGGCGCACACUACAUCGCAGCAACACUUUGUCGACACUAGCCGCGACGGCGACCCACAAGACUCUACUCCCGGUGUCUGGGACAUGGCCUUCUACCCACAGACGACAAACCCUAAUACACCUGUUCGUAUCAUCAAGUUUCAAAGCGACAUCAACUUGAGCAAGGACUCGAGGACGAGCGCUUCUUGGGCGCAGUUUAGCGUUCGAGGUACUGCUCAGCCUCAAUGGAAUGCGGACUACGCUAAAGCCUACACACGUUUGUCUCUUCUUGGCGUCAACAACAUCAAUGAUCUCAAAGAAUGCACCAAGGUUCUGCCGGCAGAGCGCCCUACAUUUGUUAGUGAAGACCAGGUUUUGCUAGAUAGGUGGCUCGCAGGCGAAUUUGAUCAGCUCAACAACUUGGUGGACGACGCUAUCCAGCUGACUGGCGUGAUCUCGUCAAAGGACAAGAAGGCUUGA